AGGGUGGGGACCGAUUUUGCCGGACUUCCUCCUGGUUAUUACAUUGGCAGUGCGACCAACAGACCUCCAAAAGGAUGAAGGUUGAUAUACAUAAUCAUAUUUUACCGAAGGAAUGGCCCGAUUUGAAGAAGAGGUACGGCUACGACGGCUUCGUCCAGCUUCAGCAUCACUGCAAGGGUGAGGCGAAGAUGAUGAAGGACGGAAAGCUGUUUCGUGUGGUCCAAGAGAACUGCUGGGACGCAGACGCACGGAUACGAGACAUGGAUCGACAUGGUGUGACGGUUCAAGCCCUUUCCACUGUUCCCGUCAUGUUCAGCUAUUGGGCCAAGCCGCACGACACCUUGGAUCUUUGCGUCCUCUUGAAUGACAAUUUGGCCCAAACGGUGCGCAGCCACCCUAAAAGGUUUGUGGGCCUGGCAACGCUGCCCAUGCAAGCGCCCGACCUGGCCGCGCUGGAGAUGCGGCGCUGCGUCAGGGAACUGGGUUUCCCCGGCGUGCAGAUCGGCUCACAUAUCAACCACUGGAACCUGGACGCGGCCGACUUGGAUCCCUUCUACGCUGAAGCCGAAGAGCUGAAUUGCUCCAUUUUUGUGCACCCGUGGGACAUGCAGACGGAUGGGAGGAUGGCUAAGUAUUGGCUGCCCUGGCUGGUGGGCAUGCCAACAGAGACCACGAUGGCUAUUUGCUCAAUGAUUUUCGGAGGGGUCUUUGAGAGAUUCCCGAAACUGAAAGUCUGCUUCGCUCACGGAGGAGGCUCCUUCCCCUUCUCCAUUGGUAGAAUUGAACACGGCCAUAAAGUUCGGCCUGACUUGUGUGCCGUGGACAACGAGUGCAAUCCCCGGAAAUACCUGGGAUCUUUUUACACCGACUCCCUCGUUCACGACCCCGUCUCCCUCAAGUUGCUGACUGAUGUCAUCGGAAAAGAUAAAGUGAUGCUUGGAACGGAUUACCCAUUCCCACUGGGCGAGCUCCAACCCGGAUCUGUGAUUGAGUCAAUGACAGAAUUUGAUGAGACAGUGAAGGACAAGUUACUCGCUGGGAAUGCCCUGGAGUUUCUGGGCCUCAAAAAAGAAACAUUUGAGUCACAAGAAGAAUGACUCCAAGCUUUGACGGAGUUCAAAUCUCGGGGUCAUUGUUGAUUCAGACUCUGUUGUUGUUGGUGGUUACUUUUUUAGCAGUGAUUUUAAUGAUUCCAUUUCAGACAUUUGGAAUCCAAUAAGUGAGAAAAGAAACAACCAGACACGAAUAUGUUUGGCUGAAAUGAAAUAUGUUACGGUUUCUUCAGCAGACUUCAUAACGCAGCCAACACAAUAAAAACAUAUGUGUUGGGUUGUUUUAUUGCAAAAAUUCC
Molecule: messenger RNA, 1351 nt
Organism: Hippocampus zosterae (dwarf seahorse)
Lineage: Eukaryota; Metazoa; Chordata; Actinopteri; Syngnathiformes; Syngnathidae
Gene: acmsd
Product: aminocarboxymuconate semialdehyde decarboxylase
Exons: 10
Coding region: 75-1097 (340 amino acids)
Biological process (GO): secondary metabolic process
Cellular component (GO): cytosol; cytoplasm
Molecular function (GO): carboxy-lyase activity; hydrolase activity
Source: RefSeq, a predicted model, not a curated record